AUGUUGAUCAGGCCUGUCCUGUCCAUUGGCCUGCGCCGCCUUGUGCUGGUCGCCACUUCGAAAGAAACAACGAGAUCGAUUCGAAAGAACCACGACCGACCUUGGGACCGAAGCUGCAAGGGCGAAGAAGAUUCAUUGCAAAAUUGUGCUGUAGUCGAACCCUCGCCAACCCUCCCCGCGCUGCGGUCCCAAACCCUUCCGACCCCUUCGAGUUCAGGACGGCCUUGCGACCACCAUGGACCUUCCCAACCCAAGAAGAACGAGCUGGUUAGCUAUUCAGACCACCGAGACAGCUUCGACCCAAGACCCAACCAAGAGGUACCGGCGUGGCGACAUGCGACGGAGAAAGCUGGAUUACUCGAGCUGUCUGAACGAGGAAAGCGAUGUAAAAACACGCAAGCCCCCUGUGACUCAGCUCGGCUCAGCUCAGCCUUGCGCCUUUCGUCUCUGGUGUAUGAUUGGCACUCGGACGAAUUGACAGGCUCACAAUACGAUGGACUACGCAAAGCAUCAACAAACGGGUCCUCGCACGUCGAGGAGCCCGACGUUGCUACCUGCGAUGUCUAG
Mycosarcoma maydis (corn smut) is the source of this 567-nucleotide messenger RNA. RefSeq lists its product as uncharacterized. Lineage: Eukaryota; Fungi; Basidiomycota; Ustilaginomycetes; Ustilaginales. Bases 1 to 567 code for a protein of 188 amino acids. The record is from RefSeq and is a predicted model, not a curated record. The transcript is spliced from 3 exons.